Molecule: messenger RNA, 1028 nt
Organism: Periconia digitata
Lineage: Eukaryota; Fungi; Ascomycota; Dothideomycetes; Pleosporales; Periconiaceae
Source: the annotation of a GenBank genome assembly
UCCAGCGCAUAUCGGGGAGCCUGUAGAAGCCCAUCCACAUCUUUUAUCAACAACCACUAUCCUUACUUUACGUGCGUCAGCUUUCUUUGUUAUGAGUCGUCCUUCACUUCUUCACCAAACCUUCGAAAUAUCGCCAUCGGCGCAAGGCUAGGGCAGGUGCGGGUCGGCCAUUGUUCCUGCUUGCGGUGGCGAUAUAAUGUACCGCGCUAGUCAUCGAGCCGCUUUACGUUGAGCCGCUUUGAACUGCUUGUACGUCAUGCUUAAUCAGCUGUCUUUCGCAUAACUACCUAGAUUGCAAUGCACUCGAGGUGCAAAUCGGGAAGGAUACUCGAGCUAAUAGAUCCCCUGUUCCGUAUGAACCACAGACUCUAGUAGUUCAUCUGCUUCUUUGACCUGUCUACUGGUUCUAUACACAUCAGCAGGCACGUGCUGCGAUUUGAGCUGAUCUGGGUGCUUCUCUGAGCCUGAGCCUGCUGAUGUAAUCGCGCAAUAACGAAGCAGCCGUGACUUUUGGCUCCCACAGUGGGUCUGACUAAAUCAGCGAAUACAAGAUUAGUCUGAUAGCUAAUACCGAAUGUCUAUGAUCUAUCUUUCCCCAAAAAUUACGUUUGCAUUGUCGCCUCUGAGCCUGAUUUGCACAGCGCCUUCUUUCGUGACGUAAUAGACUUCGCUUCUUAUAACGCCAACCUUCAGCCAUUAUCGCUCCAAAUUCUCGUAGAACAGCGUCAUCUUAGCCUGAAAACCUCCCUCUAAGGCUCAGAAGUCAUUACUAGCCUUAAGCACGCUAUCGCAUGCAAAUUCAUCUAGGCAAUCAGUACCUUCUUGUCAAGUCCUGAAGCAUUUAGGCCUCUACAAUCCGUUGAAGAGCAUGCCUGGCCGGCAAGAAAUUGUUAUUGACGAACAGCCGCAUAGAGGUACCAGUGAAUUCGAAUCCAAAGCCGACUGCGUACAAAGACCUAACUUGUGUACCUUGAAAGACUGGCUAUUGCUUCGGAUAAUAAGGUCGGCAUACUUUUCGUCGAGAUAGU